GGCUCCAAGAGGUCAAAUACCCUGACUGCUCCUCUGAGCUUUCUAGAAGCCAGGCUAAGGCACCAAUAUGCCUCCUCCACCACCUCCAAUGGCCUGGGGGUCAGUAUCCCAUAAAAGCACAAACCUCCGGAGGCCGAAGCAGGAGACUCUCCGAGUUCAGGGCCAGCCUGGUCUACAGAGAAACUAAGGAAACCAGAGAGACUGCAGUGAGCCGGCUAGAAGGGCCCUCCAAUCCGAAGCCAGAUAGCCUUUGGACCACGAAGUUCACCCUAUUCCGCCCAGGAGUCUAGCCUUCCACAACUCAACCGUCCCAGGUUUUUGUGCAGCCUUUCCUCCCAGGUUCACACGCCCACCCCAGAGUCUUAAUUCCCCGUCCAGUGAAUCUUGUUCCAGGGACACGCCCCUCUAGUGUGCCCCGCCCAAAGCCCUGGUACGAGCCUCUCAACUCGCACAAGCUCUCCCCUCCCCUGGACAUUCUCUCUCACUCACGUCCCUGCUUCUCCUUUCCGUCUCUGUCCUCCAGCCCCCCCCCCCCCCCCGCUCACUUUGCCUCCGCUCACUCAGUCCUCUACCUUGAGUCCCCAGAGCCCCUCUCUCCCCUAACACUACUCUCCAAUAGUGUACCUUCCCCUGGCAUUUGGCUCUGCCGCCCAGCUCCUUUCAGCCAGUCUCUUGCUCCCCUUGCCCCCAGAAUUACUCCCACCCACGCCCCCAUGAGACCUACCCAAACUUCUCCAAGAUGAUCCCCACACCCAGCUUUCUCUCCCACUAGUCUACCCACCCCGCGCCCUUUAAGGCUCGCAUACCACCCUCACCCUGUUCCACCUCCUUCCAGUUCUACCCUAUCCUGGUCCUCCCAUCUCCUGGAGGUCUCCCGGCCUGUCACCCCUACCCGCUCCUCAUUCCUCUUACCACCCCUCCCCUGGAUUGCCUUCCUCGUUUUCUCCCUGUCCCGGUCACUCCCCACGCCCCACCCCCGCCCUUCAUCUCUCGCGCCCCUUAUCCCCAAAGCUACCCGGUCUUUCCCCAUCCCCCCAAUCUCCUCCUGAGCACCCCCCCCCACCAUCAGCCUCUACCUCCUCCAGCCUCCCAGAUCACCCUUGCCUCUCCAUCGCUCCCAUCCCCGAGACCCCCUCGACUCCUCCCGCUCAUCCAUCCCUCAGGGCCCCCCUUACUCCGUGGCUCUCCCCCCCCGCCUAUCCCUCCAUUGCACACCCCUCCCUAGUCCUCCAGGAAUCCCCCUCCCUGCUCUCCCGCCCCGUCCCGCCUCACUCCCGCCCCAGUCCGGCCCGGCUCUCCGGCUGCGCGCUCCAGGCUGGGUGAGAGCCAUGGGCAGCGGCAGCAGCCGGAGCGGCCGGAUCCCGAGGCGGCGGCGCAGCCCUGACAGGCGCCAGGCGGACCCGGGAGAGGCAACCUCGGAGGGCGGCACAGCUGACCAGGCCCCGACGGCCGCGACGCAGGAGGAGACCGACCCCGAUCCCCGCCCCGCGACACCCCCAGGCGGUCGGGAGGAGACCCUGCGCCUGUUGGACCAGUUGCUGGCGGAGUCCGAGACCUGGGGGACCCAGGAGCCGACCCCUCGCGGCCCCGCCCGGCUUCCACCCGCGGUGUCCCCAGAAAAGAAGACUAAGGAUGACCCUGAAGAGAGCUGUACCCCUGAAGCCCCAAGCAGCAGCCACAAGAGACCUGAGGGGCAGUCGGCCAUCUCCUACGAUUACUCGGAGGAGGAGCUGAUGGCGAGCAUCGAGCGGGAGUACUGCCGCUGAGCUGGCUGACCAGUCUUGGUCACCACGGGCCAGGCUUUGCAGGCCUGUGAGCUGGGCUCCACCCGUGGCCCAGCCGGAGAGAAACCACUUCUAGAAUACAGCUCUCUUUCCACGCUGGUCUCCAACAAUUUGCGAUCAGAGUCCUGCUGCUGGCCUAGCAGACCAAAACUAAGGGCAAGCAGGCCCUGGGCCACAGCUGUGGGGGCGCUGGCGCCUCCUCUCACACAGGGGGAGCCUGGCUGUGUGGUUCCCCUGAAAUCUUUCUGCUUACUCACUUUCCAAGUGAGGAAGGGUCGGUGCUGGCAUCCCUGUAUGACAUGAGCUUGUGGUGGGAAGCAGAGCUCAUCGAUGCCCUCUCUGGGCCUCUAUUUCUCUCUGGGGGAGGGGGGUGGUGAUCUUGGAUGUUCUUUGAGACCUUUCAAGACCUUUCAAGCCGUCAAUCUGGCAGCUCCAUCGUCCAACCCGUCAUCUCCCAGCUGCCAGUGUGCUUUGGCUAUCCUGCUGAGUGCAGAACCAUAUAGGAGCCGAGAGAGGGAACACACACCCGGAUAGGGCUUCAUGGCAACUGCUCUCCAGGAUUCCUUUUGGCUGGCAGUCUGCCUGAGGGCUGUGAACCUCUUCUCCCUCUCCCAGCUUGGGUGGGAGGCAGUCAGGAUAAUGAUGCCAGAAGAGCUUUCAAACAUCCCCAGUGGACAGAUGGGGAAAUGCAGAGAGCCUAUGGGAAGGAGGUAGGGCUUGUGUGGGCCCUGUAGGGCCUGGCGCUUGCUCAGGUGUCUGUGGAAGCACUGGCACAGCUGGCGAGGGUGCUGGCAGAAAGGCUUCAGAGAUCUGUGAGUGGCGGCACAUGCUGACAGUCACAGCCACCAGGCCAAUGCUAGAGGACUCCUGAGAAUGGAAGGCUACAUAGUGAAUUCAAGACCGGCCUGGACUAUGUAGUGAGAUUCUGUCUCCGAAAACAGAGUAGAGGAUGUGGGAAUAGUAGUAGCUCCGGCCGAAGCCAGGACAGGUCUCAGCUUCUGUUGCAUCCCCUACCAAGACAGUGCUCUCCCCCAGUAUCCUUCCUCUGCUGAGAGCUGCUGCUGGCCCGCGAAUCCUCAGAGCUCAACAUGGAGCAUCUCAGGAACCAAGAAAGAAUGGUCCCUAGGGCCGUCCCCACAUCCACAGUCCUUUGCUGUCACCUGAAAAUGAUUCCGUGAACUCCUAGGACUUGACAAGAGUGCCUCUGAGUUUGCAGCUGGGAGACCUGUGCUACGGUUGGAGCCCAGAGCCACCGGGUGCCUACCAGUUGGCUGAGCAUUAGGUCAAAACCUCCCAGAGCUGGAAGCUGCUUCUCACCGAAGCUCAAAGCACUGCUUUUGAUACGAAGAUGGAAUUUGUUUCUAUUUUGAUAUUUACCCUAAAUAUUACAAAUGCUUAUUUUAAAAGAGGUUAAAAUAUUACAUUUUUACCAAAGAAUGAAUCAGACUUUGAAGUUGA
Molecule: messenger RNA, 3242 nt
Organism: Myodes glareolus (Bank vole)
Lineage: Eukaryota; Metazoa; Chordata; Mammalia; Rodentia; Cricetidae
Source: RefSeq, a predicted model, not a curated record